GUUGACGUCAGUGCUUGCGUGGGAAUUCUCUCCUUUCUAGUAGAGCCCAGAAGGUCUGCGCGAGCUGUCAGGCCCCUGAGCGGCCGCUGACCCACCUCUGCUGCCUCCGCUCUGGUUGUCUUUCUUUGUCUCCCUCGCCAGGGGCUGGCUGUUUAACCCGCGCCCCAUCCUGCACCCAGCGAAACGGGAAGUUGUCGUGGGCAAAAGCAAGAGAGCCGGACAGCUGCUUAGGUGAGAGCCCUGCGGCGCAGCCAGGAGCCGGGAGGCAGCAUCCCCUCGCUGCGUCCCCGGGUGGCGUGGCCUCUGGGUGGCGGCGGCCUCUGCCUGGCGCCGACCCUUCUAGCUUUGCCUUCUUCCGGCGAGCAGAACGGGCAAGAGGGAAGGGGUGCAGUUAACGGUCCCCUGCUCGCCCGCCUAUCGCCGUGCCGGCAGCCCCUGGUUCCCUGUUCCAACAUCUGCCCCGUCCGGGAUGGAGUAUAAAAGGAAACCCAUUCGAGGCCUGGGGCAUUGACCACGCAGCGCAAACAAAAGGAACUCUAUUUUGAGAAUCUCUCAAAACGAAAAAAAAUCAUGGAGAAGAAUGGGAACAACCGAAAACUGCGAGUUUGUGUUGCUACUUGCAACCGAGCUGAUUAUUCAAAACUUGCCCCUAUCAUGUUUGGUAUUAAGGCAGAGCCUCAAUUCUUUGAACUUGAUGUGGUAGUACUUGGAUCUCACCUAAUAGAUGACUAUGGAAACACAUAUCGUAUGAUUGAACAAGAUGAUUUUGACAUUAAUACAAGGCUACACACCAUAGUUAGGGGUGAAGAUGAGGCAGCCAUGGUGGAGUCAGUAGGUCUUGCAUUAGUAAAGCUACCAGAUGUUCUUAAUCGUCUGAAACCUGACAUAAUGAUUGUUCAUGGUGAUAGAUUUGAUGCACUGGCUGUGGCUACAUCUGCUGCCUUGAUGAAUAUUCGUAUUCUUCAUAUUGAAGGUGGAGAAGUAAGUGGGACCAUAGAUGACUCUAUUAGACAUGCUAUAACCAAAUUAGCUCAUUAUCAUGUGUGCUGCACCAGAAAUGCAGAACAACAUCUGAUAUCUAUGUGUGAAGAUCACGACCGCAUUCUUCUGGCAGGCUGCCCCUCCUAUGAUAAACUCCUUUCAGCCAAGAAUAAAGACUACAUGAGUAUUAUUCGUAUGUGGUUAGGUGAUGAUGUAAAACCAAAAGAUUACAUAGUAGCACUACAGCAUCCUGUGACUACUGAUAUUAAACAUUCUAUAAAAAUGUUUGAAUUAACAUUGGAUGCACUUAUCUCAUUUAAUAAAAGGACGCUAAUUUUAUUUCCAAAUAUUGAUGCAGGGAGCAAAGAGAUGGUUCGAGUGAUGAGGAAAAAGGGAGUUGAGCAUCACCCCAAUUUCCGAGCAGUAAAACAUGUACCAUUUGACCAAUUUAUACAACUUGUAGCUCAUGCUGGAUGUAUGAUUGGCAAUAGCAGUUGUGGGGUACGAGAAGUGGGAGCAUUUGGUACUCCUGUAAUCAAUCUAGGAACACGACAGAUUGGAAGAGAAACAGGUGAAAAUGUUCUUCAUGUUCGGGAUGCUGAUACACAAGAUAAAAUACUGCAAGCUCUGCACCUCCAGUUUGGCAAACAGUAUCCUUGUUCAAAGAUAUAUGGGGAUGGGAAUGCUGUUCCGAGGAUUUUGAAGUUUCUCAAAUCAAUUGAUCUCCAAGAACCACUACAAAAGAAGUUCUGCUUUCCCCCUGUAAAGGAGAACAUCUCUAAAGACAUUGAUCAUAUUCUUGAAACCCAAAGUGCCUUGGCUGUUGAUCUAGGUGGAACAAACCUCCGAGUUGCAAUAGUCAGUAUGAAGGGUGAAGUAGUUAAGAAGAACACUCAGUCCAAUCCUAAAACUUAUGAAGAAAGAAUUAAAUUAAUUCUACAGAUGUGUGUGGAGGCUGCAGCAGAAGCUGUAAAACUAAAUUGCAGAAUUUUGGGAGUAGGUAUUUCCACAGGUGGACGUGUAAAUCCUCGUGAAGGAAUUGUACUACAUUCUACCAAACUUAUUCAAGAAUGGAGUUCUGUGGAUCUGAGGACCCCAAUCUCAGAUACAUUGCAUCUCCCUGUCUGGGUAGACAAUGAUGGCAAUUGUGCUGCCUUGGCAGAAAGAAAAUUUGGUCAAGGAAAAGGACUGGAAAACUUUGUGACACUUAUCACAGGCACAGGUAUUGGUGGUGGUAUCAUUCACCAGCAUGAGCUGAUACAUGGCAGCUCUUUUUGUGCUGCUGAGCUCGGACACCUCGUGGUGUCUUUGGAUGGACCUGACUGUUCAUGUGGGAAUCAUGGGUGCAUCGAGGCCUAUGCCUCUGGGAUGGCCUUACAGAGAGAAGCUAAGAAACUUCACGAUGAAGACCUUCUCUUAGUGGAAGGAAUGUCAAUGAAAAAAGAAGAAACUGUUAGUGCUCAUCAUCUCAUUCAGGCAGCUAAACUUGGCAAUGCAAAAGCUGCUAGUAUUCUUAGAACAGCAGGGACAGCUUUGGGCCUCGGUGUUGUGAAUAUUCUUCACACAAUGAAUCCUUCGCUUGUGAUCCUCUCUGGAGUCCUAGCAAGUCACUACAUUAACAUUGUCAAAGAUGUGAUCCGACAACAAGCUUUGUUUUCAGUUCAAACUGUGGAUGUUGUUGUUUCAGACUUGGUAGAUCCUGCCUUGCUUGGUGCUGCAAGUAUGGUGUUAGAUUAUACCACACGCCGAGUACAGUGAUGGACUUAGAGCUAUGGAAUUGAAGGAAGAUCUUAAAUUUAAUAGUCUGUUGAUUGUCUUUUUAAAGUGAAAUUUUAAAUGAAUAAUUUUAGCUACCAGUAAUUUUGGCAUACAAAUGUGCACCUUUGUUCUUGCCUUCUAUUUCUUGUCUACAUUUAUUGUCCUUGUAUUUAUAGAGCUAGAUCUCAGAAUAUUUAGAAACCAGUCUCCUCUCUCUGUGCCAAAGAAAGCAGCAUAAUAGAUUUGGACUCAUUUUUAUAUCAUAGUCCAUAAUGUCUUUUUUAAGUUCUAUAUUUUGAUAUGGUAGCAUAGAUGUAGGUAACCCAUUACUUUUCAGACCUGCUAUCCUCAGAUAUUUUAGUAUAAUAAAAUCUUGCUUAAGGCUUAAGCAAUUCUGAAUCAACAAAUCUCUUCUUUAAAAUUUAUAUGACCUGCCUUCUAAUUUUUUUGUUUUUCAGUUACAUACAUUUGUUUUCUCCCCUUUGCCCUCAUGUAAAAGGAAAAAAGGAAAAAAAAAACACACAAAGCCUUCAUUACAAUUAUGUAUAGUCAAGCAAAACAAAUUAA
Messenger RNA from Sarcophilus harrisii (Tasmanian devil), 3306 nucleotides. It is a transcript of the gene GNE, whose product is annotated as glucosamine (UDP-N-acetyl)-2-epimerase/N-acetylmannosamine kinase. The record is from RefSeq and is a predicted model, not a curated record. The transcript has 12 exons. NCBI's taxonomy places the organism in Eukaryota, Metazoa, Chordata, Mammalia, Dasyuromorphia, Dasyuridae. Gene Ontology annotation, biological process: UDP-N-acetylglucosamine metabolic process. Gene Ontology annotation, molecular function: UDP-N-acetylglucosamine 2-epimerase activity; hydrolase activity, hydrolyzing O-glycosyl compounds; N-acylmannosamine kinase activity. Bases 571 to 2739 code for a protein of 722 amino acids.